AUGAUCGUCGUGAACGACUUCAUGUUCUGCAAGCAGCACGGCAGCGAGUACUGUCACUUGUGCACCUGCGACCACCGCGACGGCAAUAACCACGUCCUGGACCUCUACAACACCUUCGCAGACAAUGUGGAGGAGUCCGGCUUCAGUCUAGAGGAGCGCACGCCGCUGAACGCAUACAGCUACGGUGCCGUCCCGGUCCGCCGCGGCUCCGAAGAUUACAAGUGCACCACGCACGGGACGAAGGACUGCGAGAGGUGCUUUGAUUGGGUCGGUAUCGUGCGCCGCGAGGUACAGGAAGCCGAGACGCAGGAGAGAUGGCUCGAACGCAGGCGGCGGUACUUUGAGCGGGUGGACCGUGACUAG
Molecule: messenger RNA, 363 nt
Organism: Postia placenta MAD-698-R-SB12
Lineage: Eukaryota; Fungi; Basidiomycota; Agaricomycetes; Polyporales; Adustoporiaceae
Exons: 2
Coding region: 1-363 (120 amino acids)
Source: RefSeq, a predicted model, not a curated record